AUGUCACAUUCAAACAAAAGGUCGAUUGUGACGGGGCUGGGACUGAGUGCAGCAUCUCCCGGGGCAAUCGGGAGUCCAUCGUCUUUGGCCGACAUUCAGCACCAGCAGCACCGAGACCAACAUUACCCUGACCAAACGCCCGUCUGCCAUCAACCACAGCAUCAAGCUACUAAUCAGGUCGCGUCGCCGUCGCAUCCGGGCAGCAAUCGCGCAAAAGCGUUCGCGCUAGCACCAGCGUCUUCGACAUCGGCAAGCAGUGCCAUGUCGGGCUUCGACUCGCAGACGCCAAAGAAGGGUGACUUUAACAUCCAGCUCCAACAAGCCACACCCACCCACUCGACUUCGUCGCAACAACAACACGACAUGUCCGCUUUACCAAAUACCCUGCUCCCCGGCGCCUCUUCGUCUUCGCGACCACCCACCGGCGCGACAACCUACUCAGCUCCUCAGACCAUCCCCACCAUGCCCCCUCCCAUCAACACCAACCAGCAGCAGUAUACGCCGCGCCCUCCCACCCUCAACUCUCAGCACAGUCACUCGCGCUCAAGUCCUGCUGGUCUCGAUCAAAAGUACAUUGCUUUCUCCACCACUCCUACCAAAGGCUACAACUCCGUCACCCCCUCAUCAAGCCAUUCUCCCCUAGGUCUGGCCGACAUACGUCCCCGUACCAACUCUGACUUGCUGAACCGCACGGGUGCUCAGUCGGCUGCCGUCUAUGACUAUGGUCCUAGCCAGACAAACUGCAGCUACAUGGCUCCGUGGGCCGCUUACUCCUUUGAUUGGUGCAAGUGGCCGGUGCCCAACGGCAACAGCUGCGGUAAGAUGGCCAUUGGCAGUUACCUCGAGGAUCCUCAUAACUUCAUUCAAAUCGUCGACACGCAGAUCGCGCCCCAGGACCAAUCGACCAUGGGCGGUCCUGCCUACGGCAUCGACUAUGUCAAGGUCGCAGAAGCCACUUGCGCCUACCCAGUGACACGUAUUUCAUGGGAGCCACCCUCAUCAUCUAAGCAAUCCACCGAUCUUCUCGCUACUUCGGGUGACCACUUGCGCCUAUGGUCCCUUCCUUCGUCCUCGCAACCCGCCAUGCUGUCCAAUAACAUCAACCGAUCCGCCUCAGUCAACGUGCGCGACCCACCCACCCAAAAGUUGCAGCCUUUGGCCCUCCUCUCAAAUUCGAAGACCCCUGAACAUACUGCUCCUUUGACCUCGCUGGACUGGAACACUUUGUCGCCAAAGCUGAUAAUCACAUCGAGCAUUGACACGACUUGCACCAUCUGGGAUAUCCCUACGCUCACUGCGAAAACACAAUUGAUUGCACACGACAAGGAGGUCUUUGAUGUGCGAUUCUGUGCGGGUAGUGUGGAUGUCUUCGUUAGUUGUGGUGCUGAUGGAAGUGUAAGAAUGUUCGAUUUGCGAAGCCUUGAGCACAGCACCAUUAUCUACGAACCCUCGGAAAAGUCGGACAAAGAUAAAGCUUCUCCGACAAAAUCAUCGGCAGCGGGACUACCAGCAUCUCCUCCCCUUCUGCGUCUUGCCGCUUCACCACACGAUGCUCAUCUCUUGGCAACUUUUGCUGCGGAGUCCAACAUUGUGCGCAUUCUUGACGCCAGACAACCUGGCACUGCUCUCCUUGAGCUUCGCGGGCAUUCAGCUUCGCUCAACUCAAUAGAAUGGAACCCCAGCCGACGAGGCAUGCUUGCUAGUGGUGGUGACGACAGCCAAGUGCUGGUCUGGGAUCUUCUCAACUCUGGCAACGGAGCCAGUCUCAAUGGAGGCGUACAAGGCGAAGCUCAAGCAAAGGGCCCUUCAGCAAGCUGGAGAAGCGAUUACGAAGUCAACAACAUUUCUUGGGCACCGCAAAGCGCUUUGACUGGCCAAGGCGGCGAUUGGUUAGGUGUCUGCGCCGGCAAAGGAGUGUGGGGCGUCAAA
This is a messenger RNA of Aureobasidium vineae, 1929 nucleotides long. NCBI's taxonomy places the organism in Eukaryota, Fungi, Ascomycota, Dothideomycetes, Dothideales, Saccotheciaceae. The record is from the annotation of a GenBank genome assembly.